Molecule: messenger RNA, 4940 nt
Organism: Sus scrofa (pig)
Lineage: Eukaryota; Metazoa; Chordata; Mammalia; Artiodactyla; Suidae
Gene: GNAL
Product: G protein subunit alpha L
Biological process (GO): adenylate cyclase-activating dopamine receptor signaling pathway; sensory perception of chemical stimulus
Cellular component (GO): heterotrimeric G-protein complex; cytoplasm
Molecular function (GO): G protein-coupled receptor binding; G-protein beta/gamma-subunit complex binding; GTPase activity
Source: RefSeq, a predicted model, not a curated record
CCGCCGGGAGCCGGAGGCGGCGCGGGAUCGCGGGAGCGCACACCUAGACCCAGUGCCGCUCCGGCUGCGAGGGAGCCGCGCGCCGCGUCCGGACCGCACGCGGCAGCGAGGAAGAGAGGCUGACCCAGGACCCACAAACACCUGCAACUAUCCACCGCCUGGUGUGCAAAUCCCUGGCUGUACCUGACGUCCAAGCAAGCGGCCAGGCAUGGGGUGUUUGGGCAACAGCAAGACGUCAGAAGACCAGGGCGUCGAUGAAAAAGAACGACGCGAGGCCAAUAAGAAGAUCGAGAAGCAGCUGCAGAAGGAGCGCCUGGCUUACAAAGCGACUCACCGCCUGCUGCUGCUGGGGGCUGGUGAGUCUGGGAAAAGCACUAUCGUCAAACAAAUGAGGAUCCUGCACGUCAAUGGAUUUAAUCCUGAGGAAAAGAAACAGAAAAUCCUGGACAUCCGGAAAAAUGUCAAGGAUGCUAUUGUGACAAUUGUUUCGGCGAUGAGCACUAUAAUUCCUCCAGUUCCACUGGCCAACCCAGAAAACCAGUUCCGAUCAGACUAUAUCAAGAGCAUAGCCCCCAUCACUGACUUUGAAUAUUCCCAGGAAUUCUUCGAUCACGUGAAGAAGCUGUGGGACGACGAGGGGGUGAAGGCCUGCUUCGAGAGGUCCAACGAGUACCAGCUCAUUGACUGCGCCCAGUAUUUCCUGGAGAGAAUUGACAGCGUCAGCCUGGUGGACUACACACCCACGGACCAGGACCUGCUCAGGUGCAGAGUUCUGACCUCAGGGAUUUUUGAGACACGAUUCCAAGUGGACAAAGUCAACUUCCACAUGUUUGAUGUCGGAGGCCAGAGGGACGAGAGGAGGAAAUGGAUCCAGUGCUUCAAUGACGUCACCGCCAUCAUCUACGUGGCUGCCUGCAGCAGCUACAACAUGGUGAUCCGGGAGGACAACAACACCAACAGGCUGCGGGAGUCCCUGGACCUCUUCGAAAGCAUCUGGAACAACAGGUGGUUACGAACCAUCUCCAUCAUCUUGUUCCUGAACAAGCAGGAUAUGCUGGCGGAAAAGGUCUUGGCAGGGAAAUCAAAGAUUGAAGACUAUUUCCCGGAGUAUGCAAAUUACACUGUUCCGGAAGAUGCAACACCAGAUGCAGGAGAGGAUCCCAAAGUCACGAGAGCCAAGUUCUUCAUCCGGGACCUGUUCUUGAGGAUCAGCACGGCCACGGGCGACGGCAAGCACUACUGCUACCCGCACUUCACCUGCGCGGUGGACACGGAGAACAUCCGCCGCGUCUUCAACGACUGCAGGGACAUCAUCCAGCGCAUGCACCUCAAGCAGUACGAGCUCCUGUGAGGCCGGCCCGCUCCCCUCGCCACAGCAGGAAGCAGUGAGUCCCAUCCCAGCCACGUGGCCGGCCGCCUCUGUCCCCUCGGGUUUGGGCUGCAUCUCUGUCUCCCGCCUCCCGCCCCGUCUGUGGCCGCAGACCACCCGUUCUCCCUCGGAUGACCCUGGGGUGGGGCCCCUCUGACUCCUGAGCACAGGGCAGAUAGGGACACACUCAAGUCUGAUGUGGGGGCACGUGGGUGACACGAGAGGCUUCGGGCAAACAGGUGGCCACCUUUCUGUGCCAGCUGGCCCCCGACUCUGAGUCGACCCCAAGCCACAGAGGGGACAGAACCCCGUCCAGCCCUAGUUGCAGGGCGGCCAGCCUCAGGCCCUUGAACCCAGCCCCCCUGACCUCCCACAUUUAGGCAGAAGCCCACACGCGCCCCUAAGUACACCCCGUCUCAUGACUCCCUGGACCUGCUCUGCUCGGGCAGCAGCCUCCACCACAGGUUCUUUUUGUUGUUGUUUUACGGCUGGUUUAUUAUACUGUACAGACCACAAGAUGUACUAUUAUUUUGUAUAACUACUCAAGAGAAACCCUGUAGAUCUUUGUGCCUUGCCUCUGGCUGUCCCUGUAAAAAGAAUGUCGUGCUGACCAGCUGACCACCGUUACCUGCCGCCAGCUCGAGGAGGAAUGAUGGUGUGGGGCAGGGUUUGGGCUAUUUUAUCAGGUUGGUACUUUUUACAAAACUCCUUGAUAACUAUAUAUACACACACAUUUAUAUAAACGUAAAUUAUACACAUUAAGCAUCCACACCUCACAAAAUGCCAUACCCACAUCCCAAGCUUCUUUCAGGAUGUUUUUUCUGUCCAGACAACAUAUUUCUCAAUUAUUUUGCUAUUCAAAGACUUUUACGGAGUUCCCGUCGUGGCGCAGUGGUUAACGUAUCUGACUAGGAACCAUGAGGUUGCAGGUUCGAUCCCUGCCCUUGCUCAGUGGGUUAACGAUCCGGCGUUGCCGUGAGCUGUGGUGUAGGUCGCAGACGCGGCUUGGAUCCCGCGUUGCUGUGGCUCUGGCGUAGGCUGGCAGCUAUAGCUCCGAUUAGACCCCUAGCCUGGGAACCGCCAUAUGCCGCAGGAGCGGCCCAAGAAAUGGCAAAAAGACAAAAAAAAAAAAAAAAAAAAAAAGACUUUUACAAGGUCACCCUUUCCCUCAGUCAAAGUUUUCGAACCACUUACUUGAUAACAGGUCCCAUUGUAAACAAACAGCAAGAAAAACACAAGGGUUUGAAAAGGCUUGUGUCUGGCCUUGGAGAAUCAAAGGAUAGAGUCCUAUUCACCUUUUGAAGAAGAAACAAUACAAAACCUUUAUUUGAAAUAUGAAGUCAGAAUUACGUUGCUGUUUGUCAAACUUGAAAGAUUUGCAAAUGCAGCCUCACCCGUCAGGCUCGGCUCCGGCGUGAGACCUUAGAAAGCUGUUCACGUUCUGUCCCAGCCUUGAGGGUGGUUUUCUCAGGUCAGAGAGGAUUUGUUAAGAUGUCCAACGUUGUAUUUCAACGCAAAUGCAGAGCAGGGCAGCCCAGCCUGCAUUAUUACUUCAUUAAUCUAGUCUUUUAGUCUUUCAUAUUUUAAAGUUUGUAAGUCAGCCCUUCUGAUACUGAUUAAUCAACUCGUCCACAUUUACAGACUACUCUCCCAUCAAAUACAGGAUGUCACAGACCAUGCAUCAUCACAUUCUUAACAUCAUUAGCACCCAAUUCCUAUUCCUCUCAUCCUUGACUAUUUCAUAAAACACUCGAUUGAACUGAGUGAGACAUACAAAGUGGAAAUGAUUUUGAGUUUCCACUGCAUUUUCAAGUAAAACACAACAUGAAGAAAAUCCAAAGAGAUACAGCCCCACAUAUACACACACACACACAAAAAUGAAGUUGGAUAUUGUUAUAUCCAGUUCUCCUGUGACUAAAAUUCCUACUUAAUGAAGAGCCAGACGCUUAGAAACAAACACAAAGAGUAAAUUUUAUCUGGCUUAAAAUUGCCAAGGCAUGUUUAUUUUAAAAUACCAAAAGCCUCUUCCUGGUCCAUUUCUCAAGUUUCUUUUGAUCACUGACAUUCAAUUCACAUUUAACAGCUUGGUCGGCUAGAGGGAAAAUUACAUUUACCUAAACGCCGAUUCCAUUAAUUUAGUGAGAAAUACAAGUCUCUGAGAACAAUAUAUUUCUGCUCGUAGCAUCUGUAGUUUUAUUUUUAGUAUACAUAUUUAUACAACAUAGGCUCUGAGAAGCGCUCACAGGAGGACAGAAGCAAAUCAGUGUUUCCGGCUGGGCCGCAGGGAAGGAGGGCUGUCAGCGCAUGAAGUGACAUGCUCACAGCUGUCACAUGCUGUACACUCAGUCGCUGACCGCACGUGUAUGUGAUAAAAGACAGGCUCAUUGUACAGGACAGGUUGCGUUGCUACGGCACGAGAACAACGCAUCAGCCACUGGCUCUGCAGGACCCUGAGUGGUCCCCACUCACACUCCUGAGGUCUCCCCUCCAUGGGUACAGCCCAGGUCCAGUUCCUUUGGCUCCAUCACGAAGUGCAGCAAGCCCCUGCUGCUCACGUAGUCUUAAACUUCCUGAGCAGGUUCCAACCGAAACGCAAGGGAGAGGUCAGGAGCCCCACAUGGAGGAGGGUGAGGAGCACGAGGGUCCCCACCGCCACACAGUAUGUGAUCAGCACUGUGUCCUCACAGGGCAGGUAGCACUUGGUGAGGGCGUACUCCGUGGGAGUCAGGCUGCCCUGCAGAAGGAGCCAGGCCAUUAGCUGCAGUGGCGGCCCCCUUGAGGCCAGGGGCAGAGCCGGCCACCCCUCUGCCCCCAAGUGCUGCGUCCCAGGGUGCUGAGUGCAGAUGGUCUGGGAGCUGACCUCCCCCUCAGGCCAGCCCCUGGCGCAGGGGGUGCCUCUACAACACGGGGGCAAGAGGAGAGGGUUCCAAGGAUCCUGGGGACUUAAGAUCAGUGGCUAUAGAGGAAGUAGCAGGACAGAGCUAUUUUUCAUGCCACUUGAUGCCGAAAUAAUGUGUUACCUAGAAAUGCAUGCAGUGGGGGCAUCUCGGAGGGCUCUUUUUUGGCAGACAUUUUUGUUGUAUGGAAUGACUGGGAAAUGUUCGUUUACUGUGGAUUUGAAAACAGGAGGUUUUCCCCAUCUCUUUAUGAAGCACCUGACACAAAAAGUAUUGUGACUUAGAUGCUGGACUCGGGGGGGCUGGGCAAAGAAAGGAGCUGAAACAUCAGGUCAUCACUAACUAACACCCUGACCCAAGUGCAGGAGCUGUCGUGUUUUUGUGCCAGAGCACAUGGCAUGUGUGGAAAAUAAGAUGAGUGACUGCAGCUGAUGAAGGAAAAUGACCCUGCUUCCUUAGAAAACCAAAGGCACUACAGGAUAAAGGGCUGUGGGGUACCCCCCGCAACUGUCCCCAGGGGGGUGUUCAUGCUGGGUGUGCUUGUGGGGCGAGUAUGCUUACGGUGUCUGUGUAUUUUCACAGGUUGCAGCAGUUACCUAGUUGAUUAGUGUGUCGAUUUCAUUACGUUAUGAAAGCUUUGAGAUGAAAAUAAAUGUUCACGUACCAUGAUGAAA